UUCAUUUAGAAGAAGAACCUCACAAAUGUGACAAAUGUAGCCAAAGUUUCAUUAGAAAAAGUGAUAUGGUCAGACACCAAGAGUUAAUUCAUCCUGAAGAAAAGUCUUACAAGUGUGAUGUGUGCAGCAGGAGUUUCCCAAAUAUCUGUUUUUUAAAGAGGCACCAGAGACGUCAUACCCAACGCAAGAUUUACAAGUGUGACCAAUGUGAUCAAUGUUUUUCUAGUCAUUUUAAUUUUACCAAACAUCAGAGAACUCACACUGCAAAGACCCUCAUGUGUGAUAAGUGUGGUGAACUUUUCACCAAGGUGGAUGACAUGAAGGAGCAUCACCUAAGGGUUCAUAGCAAAGAAAAGUGGGAUGAAAAAGGAGUGAUUGCAAAAAAUUCUAAAUUAGAAGUUGAGAAGAAGAGAAGUGAGGCCAUGCCAGAAUCAUUGUCAGCUUCUGGAAAUCUUGAUUCAGAGUUGACCCCAGCUGUAGAGGCUACACCACAGGAUGUAGUUCCUGCCAAUGUGGUACAGUUGCAUUCACCCAACUUUCCUUUUUGGAGAGUUUUAUGAAGUACAAACAUGGAGGAAACUUCCAUGACAAUAGAGAUCAGGAUACCAUUCUUCCCAGUUAUCCAACCUGAAUCAACACAGAUAAUCCAUAUGGAAAGAAAGCCUUACAUGUGUGACAAAAGUAAUGUUUUACACAUUUAUGCUAUUUAAAGAAAAAUCAGAUAAUGCGCAUGCAAGAAUAGCCUCACAAGUGUGACAAAUUUAAUAAAUGUUAUACUCAUCAGCAUUGUUUAAAGGUACUCACACAGGACAAAUGUGUUAGGUGUGGUAAAGCUUCUAUCUUUUAUAGCACCAAAAAAAAUCACAUGGGAAAAGCCUUCAUCUGUGACCAGUGUAGUCACUGCUUCAAACAGAAGGUAUAUUGUAGGAUACACAAUAUGUUUCAUGCAGGAGAGAGGGCUUACAAGUGCUUCAGAUGUUUUACACAGAAAAGUGAUUUAAAGAGACACCUGAGAAUUCAUAAUGGAGAAAAGUCCUUAAGUGUGAUGUAUGAAGUAUUUUUUUUUAUAAGUCACAUUAUAGAAUUCAUAUUGGAAAAAAGCCUUAUCAAUGUGACUGAAUGAUGGUUUGAAUAAUCACAAGAUAAUUCAUUUAGUAGAAAAGCCUUAUUAGUGUGAAAAACGUGGUAAACAUUUUAAAGUGAAGGGCACACUUUAAAGUCACCAGCUAUUCCAUUCAGAAGA
This is a messenger RNA of Physella acuta, 1243 nucleotides long. RefSeq names its product zinc finger protein 829-like. Gene Ontology annotation, molecular function: DNA-binding transcription factor activity, RNA polymerase II-specific. Gene Ontology annotation, biological process: regulation of transcription by RNA polymerase II. Gene Ontology annotation, cellular component: nucleus. NCBI's taxonomy places the organism in Eukaryota, Metazoa, Mollusca, Gastropoda, Physidae. The record is from RefSeq and is a predicted model, not a curated record.